UAACCUCAUAAUUUGUGACGUCAUCAGGUUGGAGGUGACCAUGGCUUACUUGCUAAGAAACUCAAGAAAGGCCCUGGGUGGACUAUCAUGUUCCACAAGAUUCAUCCAUGCCUCUCCAGUGGCAGCCCAAAAGAUGACCGAUUGGGUUAAGUGGCUGACAUUUACUCCAAGGGUUGCUAUGAGCUUGUUAGAGCCAGAUCAGCACAUUGAUUAUGACAAAAUAUCUAGUAGAGUGGAAGUUGUGAAAAAGAAGCUUGGAAGACCUUUAACUCUAUCAGAAAAGAUCCUCUAUGGCCACUUAGAUGAUCCACAGAAGCAGGAUAUUGUCCGUGGUCAGAGUUACCUAAAGCUGCGUCCUGACAGAGUAGCUAUGCAAGAUGCCACUGCUCAGAUGGCCCUGCUGCAGUUCAUAUCAAGUGGCUUGCCUCGUGUAGCUGUCCCCUCCACGGUCCACUGUGACCAUCUGAUCGAGGCACAGUUGGGCGGCGAGAAGGAUCUGGCUCGAGCCAUCGAUGUGAACCGAGAGGUGUAUGACUUCCUAUCCACAGUGAGUGCUAAGUAUGGAGUUGGCUUCUGGAAACCUGGCAGCGGCAUCAUCCACCAGAUUAUUUUGGAAAACUAUGCGUUCCCUGGUGCUUUGAUCAUUGGCACUGACAGUCACACACCGAAUGGAGGUGGUCUGGGAGGCCUGUGUAUUGGAGUGGGAGGGGCAGACGCUGUAGAUGUCAUGGCUGAUAUACCCUGGGAGCUCAAGUGCCCUAAGGUGAUUGGUGUAAACCUGACAGGUAAAAUGAGUGGCUGGACCUCUCCCAAGGAUGUGAUCCUCAAGGUGGCUGGCAUCCUCACAGUGAAGGGAGGCACAGGGGCCAUUGUGGAGUACUAUGGACCCGGUGUAGACUCCAUCUCAUGUACUGGCAUGGGUACAAUCUGCAACAUGGGAGCUGAAAUUGGAGCCACAACCUCAGUAUUCCCAUACAACUACAGGAUGCAGGACUACCUGAAAGCCACAAACAGAAAGGAUAUAGCGGAUGCUGCCAACUCGUACAAGAACCUUUUGUCUGCAGAUAAGGGAGCUAAAUAUGACCAGAUAAUUGACAUCAAUCUCGAUACUCUGGAGCCAAGUGUGAACGGUCCAUUCACUCCAGACCUGUACAACCCCAUAUCCAAACUGAAGAAGACUGCACAAGAGAAAGGCUGGCCACUUGAUAUAAGAGUCGGUCUGAUAGGCAGCUGCACUAACAGCAGUUAUGAGGACAUGAGUCGCUCUGCCAGUAUUGCCAAACAGGCGCUUGCCAAGGGUAUCAAGGCCAAGUCAGCAUUCACCAUUACACCAGGCUCAGAACAGAUCAGGGCAACAAUAGAAAGAGAUGGACAGGCCGCAGCUUUGAGAGACAUUGGUGGUGUUGUACUCGCCAAUGCUUGUGGGCCAUGUAUUGGUCAGUGGGACCGGAAAGACGUAAAGAAAGGAGAAAAGAACACAAUUGUGACUUCCUAUAACAGGAAUUUCACUGGAAGGAAUGAUGCUAACCCUGCAACACACGCUUUCGUCACAUCGCCGGAGCUUGUCACAGCCAUGGCUAUCUCAGGAGAGCUUGGAUUCAACCCAGAGACUGAUGAACUUACUGCUGCCGAUGGAAGCAAAUUCAAACUGAACAGCCCGUAUGGUGAUGAGCUCCCAGCUAAAGGUUUCGACCCAGGAAUGAACACCUUCCAGGCCCCACCCAAAGACAGCAGCAAGGUGUCCGUGAAGGUGGAUCCUAAAAGCAACAGGCUGCAGCUACUUUCUCCCUUCGAAAAGUGGGACGGAAAAGACCUCGUAGACAUGCCAAUCCUUAUCAAGGCCAAGGGCAAGUGUACAACUGAUCACAUCAGUGCGGCUGGCCAGUGGUUAAAAUACAGAGGGCACCUAGACAACAUCUCAAACAAUCUGUUGAUUGGAGCUGUGAAUGCUGACAAUGGAGAAAUUAAUAAAGUAAAGAAUCAGUUGACUGGAGAGUAUGGGACAGUGCCCGACACUGGCCGCUACUACAAGUCUAAGAAAACUCCAUGGGUGGUCGUUGGAGAUGAGAACUACGGUGAAGGCAGCAGCAGAGAACACGCUGCACUGGAGCCCAGGCAUCUGGGAGGCAGGGCCAUCAUUGUCAAAAGUUUUGCACGAAUUCAUGAAACAAACUUAAAGAAGCAAGGUUUACUUCCCCUGACAUUUGCCAACGCAAGCGACUAUGAUAAAAUACAGCCAUCAGACAGGGUCUCUCUGUUGGGCCUCAAGGAUUUGGCACCCGGCAAGCCCGUCACCUGUGAGAUCAAGCAUGCCAAUGGUCAAAAGGAGCAGAUAACUCUGAAUCACACAAUGAACGAGGGUCAGAUAGAGUGGUUCCGUGCUGGAUCUGCUCUCAACAGAAUGGCAGAACUUAAAAAGAAGUGAAAGACUUAACCUUAUAACAGAUAUAAAACGAUUGUGACAUGUUUAUUCAGAUUUUGUGUUAUCAAAUAUACAUACACUGAUCUUUUCCUAGUGUGAUUAAUUUUUUCUUAUUACAAAUACAAUGGUAAGUUGUUGGUUUUUGUUCAUACCUCUGUUUUGCUUAUUUUUUUGUCUAAUAGAGAAAAGUUCUGGAUGUAUUCUUGAGUGAAAUGUAAUCAAAUAAGUAUUUGAUUCUCCUCAGGUGGCUUUAUUGUAAUAAAAUUUUGUGCUGUAAAUAAAGUAUUUAUAACUUUGGAAUGUGAUAAAGCUAACAUAAUGUAAUGUAUUAUACAAUUUUUAGUCACAAGCUCGUCAAUGCAUUUUUUGUUGCAAAUUUUGAAUGAAAAUAAAUUAAAUUUAUAUGUU
Molecule: messenger RNA, 2830 nt
Organism: Dreissena polymorpha
Lineage: Eukaryota; Metazoa; Mollusca; Bivalvia; Myida; Dreissenidae
Product: aconitate hydratase, mitochondrial-like
Exons: 20
Coding region: 41-2425 (794 amino acids)
Biological process (GO): tricarboxylic acid cycle
Cellular component (GO): mitochondrion; cytosol
Molecular function (GO): aconitate hydratase activity; 4 iron, 4 sulfur cluster binding
Source: RefSeq, a predicted model, not a curated record